Planococcus citri (citrus mealybug) is the source of this 813-nucleotide messenger RNA. It is a transcript of the gene TfIIA-S, whose product is annotated as Transcription-factor-IIA-S. Gene Ontology annotation, cellular component: transcription factor TFIIA complex. The transcript has 5 exons. Gene Ontology annotation, biological process: transcription initiation at RNA polymerase II promoter; RNA polymerase II preinitiation complex assembly. The record is from RefSeq and is a predicted model, not a curated record. Bases 280 to 627 code for a protein of 115 amino acids. Gene Ontology annotation, molecular function: TBP-class protein binding; RNA polymerase II general transcription initiation factor activity. NCBI's taxonomy places the organism in Eukaryota, Metazoa, Arthropoda, Insecta, Hemiptera, Pseudococcidae.
AAAAAAAACAAACAGAUAAAACUUGGAAAAUUUCGUGGAGAAAAUCGAAGUUUUUCAAAAGAAAAUUGCAAAAUGAGUAUAUUAAUUUUCUCUAUAAAGUUUGUAUUUGUAAUAAUCUCGAAAGAAACUCUCGUCUGAAUCAAAAUAACUCAGUAUUCAUCUCCUGAAAACAUUCUCAGAUUCAUGUUGAGAUAUUGAUUGACACGAAUUACGUAUACUCAGUUUUCAUCGUUCUGAAAAUCUUCUCUGAUCGUUUUAUAUCGUUUUGCAAGACUCGAGAUGACUUAUCAAUUAUAUCGAAACACAACUCUAGGCAAUACUUUGCAAGAAAGCUUGGAUGAAUUAAUAGAGUGCGGUCAAAUAACUCCACAAUUGGCCAUAAAAGUUCUCCUGCAGUUCGAUAAGACCAUCAAUAAUGCACUGGCAACCAAAGUUAAAACAAGAAUCUCGUUCAAAGCUGGAAAAUUGAGCACGUAUAGGUUUUGUGAUAACGUUUGGACCUUCAUGUUGAACGAUGUGGAAUUCAGAGAGGUUCAAGAGCUAGCCAAAGUUGAAAAAGUCAAAAUUGUCGCGUGUGAUGGCAAAAAUAUGAAUGCCUCGAAAUCAAAUGCUAACGACGAUAUCUAACUGCAGUUUUAUUACAUAGUAUUUUUUUCUAUUUUUCAUAGGUGUGGGAAACUCGAUUUUGAGUGCUUUUUUGUGUAUUUUGAAUUGUGCGAUGUAUCUAAUUUCGAAAUGCUUGUAUUAUUUAAUAUUGAAUUUGUAAAAUAACGUGUUUUUUAAAAUAUAUAUUAUAUAGUUUUCAUCGUAAAA